This is a messenger RNA of Salvelinus fontinalis (brook trout), 4256 nucleotides long. Its product is annotated as blood vessel epicardial substance-like. Gene Ontology annotation, cellular component: sarcolemma. The record is from RefSeq and is a predicted model, not a curated record. The transcript has 8 exons. Lineage: Eukaryota; Metazoa; Chordata; Actinopteri; Salmoniformes; Salmonidae. Bases 460 to 1578 code for a protein of 372 amino acids. Gene Ontology annotation, molecular function: cAMP binding.
CUGACCUUGGUGCUGAUCUCAUUAAUAUCUGCUCUUGUCAACCUCCUCACGCAGCUCAUGUCACCUCUGGAGGGGGAAGGAGCACUGUUCAAUUAGGUUUACCAACAUCUCGAAACACAUAACACGAUUCACUCGACUGGCUUCAUAAUAUUUUUUUCCUAGGAGUUGCUGGCUGCUAGGCUAUAUUUUCAGUUAAAGGGACAUUUUACCUCCCCCUGUUGGCGUGCCUGGACUUUGCUGGUGCGCAGCGGCGGGGUAGUGUUGACUGCUGUCCCCUCGCCUCUUGCCCAUUUUAGUCAAUGCCUGUCAGUUCACUGGAAUGCGCGACUCACAUUGUGCAGCCCCCCAGCUCGCGAGGACAUACAUUUAUAUCUCCUCAUUACGUGUCCAUUGUUUUCUAUUCAUUAUCCUGUCCAGCGACGCGUUUGAUCGAUUGUUGUCAGAUUGGUGAGGAUCAGGAUGUCCACCUCUCCAGAGAUGACCAGUAGCCUGUUCUACACCACCCUGGCCCCCCUGCGGUCAGCAGUCCCUGGGUCUGGAGGUCCGGUGAUGACCACCCUGGAGCCCAACAUAACCUCCUGUGAGGAGUGGGAGGAGGCCCACCACCUGCUCUUCCACCUGGGGAACCUGUCUCUCCUCCUGGGCCUGGUCAUCCCCACCACCCUGACCCUGCACAUGAUCCUGCUGCGCCUCAUGCUGAUGACAGGAAGCUGUCUGUUCAUCACCUGGGCAACGCUGUACCGGUGUAACCUGGAUGUCAUGGUGUGGAACGUGGUCUUCCUGCUGGUCAACUUCAUGCACUUCUUCUACCUGGUCUACAAACGCAGACCUAUUAAGAUUGACAGGGAGCUGAAGUCAGUGUACAAGCGGAUGUUUGAGCCUCUUCACGUGCGCGAGGCCCUGUUCCAGAGACUGACGGGCCAAUUCUGCACCAUCCAGAGCCUGAAGAAGGGACAGGUGUAUGCUGCCGAGGACAAGACCUCUGUGGAUGAGCGCCUCAGUAUCCUCCUUAAAGGAAAAAUGAAGGUGUCAUAUCGAGGUCAUUUCCUCCAUAACAUCUACACGAACGCCUUCAUCGACUCCCCUGAGUUUAGAUCAACCCAGAUGAACAGAGGAGAAAAAUUCCAGGUGACCAUCAUGGCGGAGGAGAAUUGUAAAUUCCUGUGUUGGUCCAGAGAGAGGCUCACCUACUUCCUGGAGUCUGACUCCUUCCUGAACGAGGUGUUCAGGUACCUCAUUGGCAAAGACAUCACCAACAAGCUGUACUCGCUCAACGACCCCACUCUCAGUGACAAGGCAGCGAAGAAGAUGGAGCGUCAGCCCAGCUUGUGCUCCCAGGUCUCUAUGAUGCAGAUGAGGAACAGCAUGGGCAGCACCAGUGACACCGAUGACAUCCUGAACCAGAUCCACCGUGGAGGCUCCAGUGGCUCUUCACAUCAAAAAUCUCCUGCCUCCAAGACAUCCAAAACGAUGAAGCCCAUUGAAGAAAAAAUAGAAGACGACGUCUUUAUAGAGUCCAAGCCAGACUCUCCUGUUAAGAAACAUCACACCCACUCGACAGCCAUAGAGGAGGUGUAAGGAGAUGUGACAUUAUCCUACAACAACAGUACUGACAACCCACCUAUCCUGUAAUCUGAUACAGACCCUGGUUAGUUAUGGUAGAAUAACUUAAACAAUAGCUUGAAAAAGGCUUUUACAUUAUCAAAAUAUCUAUCUACAUAUACAGUGGGGAGAACAAGUAUUUGAUACACUGCCGAUUUUGCAGGUUUUCCUACUUACAAAGCAUGUAGAGGUCUGUAAUUUUUAUCAUAGGUACACUUCAACUGUGAGCGACGGAAUCUAAAACAAAAAUCCCGAAAAUCACAUUGUAUGAUUUUUAAGUAAUUAAUUUGCAUUUUAUUGCAUGACAUAAAUAUUUGAUCACCUACCAACCAGUAAGAAUUCUGGCUCUCACAGACCUGUUAGUUUUUCUUUAAGAAGCCCUCCUGUUCUCCACUCAUUACCUGUAUUAACUGCACCUGUUUGAACUCGUUACCUGUAUAAAAGACACCUGUCAACAGACUCCAACCUCUCCACAAUGGCUAAGACCAGAGAGCUGUGUAAGGGACAUCAGGGAUAAAAUUGUAGACCUGCACAAGGCUGGGAUGGGCUACAGGACAAUAGGCAAGCAGCUUGGUGAGAAGGCAACAACUGUUGGAGCAAUUAUUAGAAAAUGGAAGAAGUUCAAGAUGACGGUCAAUCACCCUCGGUCUGGGGCUCCAUGCACGAUCUCACCUCGUGGGGCAUCAAUGAUCAUGAGGAAGGUGAGGGAUCAGCCCAGAACUACACGGCAGGACCUGGUCAAUGACCUGAAGGGAGCUGGGACCACAGUCUCAAAGAAAACCAUUAGUAACACACUACGCCGUCAUGGAUUAAUUUCCUGCAGCGCACGCAAGGUCCCCCUGCUCAAGCCAGUGCAUGUCCAGGCCCGUCUGAAGUUUGCCAAUUACCAUCUGGAUGAUCCAGAGGAGGAAUGGGAGAAGCUCAUGUGGUCUGAUGAGACAAAAAUAGAGCUUUUUGGUCUAAACUCCACUCGCCGUGUUUGGAGGAAGAAGAAGGAUGAGUACAACCCCAAGAACACCAUCCCAACCGUGAAGCAUGGAAGUGGAAACAUCAUUCUUUGGGGAUGCUUUUCUGCAAAGGGGACAGGACAACUGCACCGUAUUGAGGGGAGGAUGGAUGGGGCCAUGUAUCGCGAGAUCUUGGCCAACAACCUCCUUCCCUCAGUAAGAGCAUUGAAGAUGGGUCGUGGCUGGGUCUUCCAGCAUGACAACGACCCGAAACACACAGCCAGGGCAACUAAGGAGUGGCUCCGUAAGAAGCAUCUCAAGGUCCUGGAGUGGCCUAGCCAGUCUCCAGACCUGAACCCCAUAGAAAAUCUUUGGAGGGAGCUGAAAGUCCGUAUUACCCAGCGACAGCCCCGAAACCUGAAGGAUCUGGAGAAGAUCUAUAUGGAGGAGUGGGCCAAAAUCCCUGCUGCAGUGUGUGCAAACCUGGUCAAGAACUACAGGAAAUGUAUGAUCUCUGUAAUUGCAAACAAAGGUUUCUGUACCAAAUAUUAAGUUCUGCUUUUCUGAUGUAUCAAAUACUUAUGUCAUGCAAUAAAAUGCUAAUUAUUUUUGUUUUAGAUUUCGUCUCUCACAGUUGAAGUGUACCUAUGAUAAAAAUUUCAGACCUCUACAUGCUUUGUAAGUAGGAAAACCUGCAAAAUCGGCAGUGUAUCAAAUACUUGUUCUCUCCACUGUAGCUGGAAAACAGAACUGUACAUUUUGGCAUCUCACUUUGUCUUGUAGUGUUUGGUAUUAUUGUGAGUUUGUAGCUGUUGUACUUUUUAAAAUCCGGUUGGAUUGGAUGUAGUACAAUGCCUUUGCUUGGCUCUUAAACUCAAUGAGUGUUCAAAAAGUAUCACGUGUCACAACCAAAACAUUUUAGUGUAAGCACAACCUUUGAGGAAGGUUUCUAUUAAACCUUUUACUCAUUGUGCGACAUAUUGUGUGAUUAAUUCUCUUAUUUAUGCACUGAGCUUCUGCAGUGUUGUGUUUUGAUGAAUGUAAAGAUUUAACAAGUUAAACCUCCUGGUCAAUGCUAACCAUUUGAGGCUAUUGUGCUGUUUUUUUCACAGUGAUAAGUACACAAGUUUGGGAUCACUUUUUUUAUGUCAUGAUAGUUACCUUAUAUUAAUUACUCAAAGGGAACACUUGAAAAAGAAUGAUGGAUAGCUCGUAGACCUCUGCUUUUUAUCCUAUAGCGCCCUCUAGGAGCUAUCAUGAGUACUACUGGUUUCUUUUCUCAGUCUGAACUCCUGUCACUGUUAAACCAGGUCAAUGUUCAAACUCAUUCCAUGGAGGGCAUGUUUUGGUUUUCCUCCCAAUUAAGACCCAGACAACCAAGUGAGGGGAGUUCUUUACUAAUUAGUGACCUUAAUUCAUCAAUCAAGUAUGAGGAGCCAAACAGAAACUCGGCCCUCCGUGGAAUGAGUUUGACACGUGGUUAAAACCAUCACAUCCCUGAAAGAUCAACCAGACCAAAAGAAGAUGUAAGCAACAGGUUUUAUUAUUUCAGUCUAAUAAACCUUUUGAAUAUCUCAGACAGACCAUGAUUGAUGUAACAAAAAAAAAUGGUGUUGAAUACAAUGAAUGAAUUGAAUAAAAUUCAUUCAUUCAGGCCAACAGGAAAAUAAUAAAACAUAUCAGUGCUCUUUUGAGACGUUAAGACAA